CCAAAAAGAGGAUAAACGGAAAAGGAUGAUAAGGAGGAGCAUUAACUCCCGUUGAUGAAGCUUGAGGAUGCAUAGAAGGGAGUGUCAAGGGUGAGUUUAGGCACAGGCUCUACCCGCCUCCAUCUCUUAUUGUGGCGCUUUAGUGAAAUCCAGACCUCAGCUCACCUGCUCCGAACUCGGGGACUUUCAAAUCCCGCUCCCAGGUAUCCACCUUGCGCAGGUGCUGAUAUACCAGGUUGUUCUUCUCCUGAGCUGUCCCUGCUUCCUCGAGCGCGGAAUCCAACUGGGUCUGAGCGGGUAAAAGGCCAGCCAAGCCGCCAUCCACCGCCAUCUUGCCUUUCGCCUGCCUCCUUAAGAGGGAAUCCUCCUCUCUGCCGUUUCGUUGUCAGUACAUUCGAGAGAGUACUCUGUUCAGUGGAGCAAAUCGUUGUUAUCGUCAUCACGCACCGUAUCGUGAAAAAAAAUAUAUAAAUGUCAUUUUAUAACAACAACAAAAAUGAGGUUUCGGAUGAAUGGUUUUCAUUUUUAUAGGAAAAAGUAUUUCAAAAAAAGUACCGCAAAUCGCAUAUUCGACAAGAAAUACCCAGUAGUAAUUUGGAGGCAGUGGAUUCGGAAGAAGUGAAAAUGAAAACGCUUGGUAAAAUAAAUAAAGGAAGCUAUUAAAAUGGUCGUACAAAAUCCUAAGGGUUGUGUUUUUAAUUUUUUAAGCAAAGGGAAUACCGAGGUGAAGAGUGGCGAAAGCGUAGGGCCCAUUGGAAUGACACACGAGGAAGGCGGCAACAGCAGACAAGGAGGGAAUGGAAGACUUGGGAAUUGGUGUUGUUAUCAAACGAGGCAAGUGACUUGGGACUGGCUACAUCCUGCGAAUCUAGCUUGUUCUCCUUAAGCCUGCACACUUACAUGGAAGUAAGCCUCGCUGAAUGGCGCUUACUUCCAAAUAUGCAAUAGGAUUGACUUGCACAAGAUUCUGCCCUGCACGACAGAGUUGGUUUUUUUUAUGUGCCGCUUCUGCUGAUUUAAGGAGGUUUUUGAAGAUGAAAAAGUUUAUGGCCUUACUUUCGGCCAGGACUUGUAUUGGAAAGACAUGAAUAAAAAAUAGUGGAAUAGCGGAAGGGAUGAAGGAGAAUUUCCUUUUCUAUAUAAGCUACUGACUUUUUCUUUGCUUUUUUGAGGCAGCCCUCAAAACCAGAGCCCUGUCAACUUUUCUGCAGUGGUGGACAGAUACAGAAUGAGAUUAACAAGUGCAAAGCGCUCCUGUUUUGGUAGUGUAUUGUACUUAAAACAAGCCCCCAACUGCAAAAUCCUGUAGACUAUAAGCACAAAAUAAGGUGGAAACAUAGGACAAUGAAUACUAUUUUCCCUAGGAAUAUAAAAGAAUAAAUGUACAUUCUUCAUAAAUCAGUUGACUUAAAUAUUCAGUUUAACAAUACGAUAUGCAAACAUGCAGCUCAAAAUGCGGGAUUAUUCUAAAUUCAGUGAAAUUUACAUUCCCAUCCUCAAUAUGUUCAUUUGGAUGUAAGAUUUAUUGUUUUGAAUAGGAUAUGCCUGCAAAAAGCAUGCUUAAGAUACGCCUGCAAAUAGUGGGCUUAAUCCAUUUAUUAUUUAACAGGUUUUGGGUUUUAUGACAGUGGGUUACCACCAUAGAUCCAUUAUAUGGAUGUUGACUGCUAUCUUUCUCCUGUGGAAUUAAUAGCAUGCAAAUAUAUUCAGGAUUAUGUCAUAAACUGAUUUAAUGUGAGUAAAUUGCUAUUCCUUGGGUUAUAUUGUACUGUGUUUAAGUGAAGGAGUUAAAAGUAAUUUUACUGUGUGUGUGCACGCACAUUCUUUUCAUGGAGGGAAACAAAGAAGUCAAUUGUACAGUUUCAAUUGUAAUUAUAGAAUAUAUGUAUAUGGCCCGAUAUUUUUAAAAUGGCAUUUGGUUAUCUUUGUCAUACACAACAAGGAGGCAAAAGCCAGUGAAGUAGAAGAAACAAUGCACAUAUUUUAAAACACUGAAGUACUAUUGUAUCUGAAGAAGGUAUUUUGAAUUUUCUUGGGCUGUCAUGUCUGAAGAUGGCUUGUUGGAGGAGGACGUUUGGGAAUACAAAUCUGUUAUGAAGCGGAAGUCAGUAGGCCAGAAUCCAGAAGACUUCUGUACAAAUGUACAGAAAACAAGCAAUGGAAAGUCACAAAGAAAUGGCAAUAGGAAAAUAUCAGAAGAAAGAGAGACCCGAAAGAAAACAAAGAAGGGACCAAGGCAGGGAGGUAGCCAAACACCCUUAAAACCAGAUCGACAUUUCAGUAUUUCCAGCGAUGAGACUGUUGUACAGUUACAAGAAAGCAUCUCAUCAACUUCAUCAAAGCAAAAGAAAAACCACAAGAAGCAAAGCCCCUCAAAAGCACGCCCAGUUUAUGAAGGACACUGUCCAAGUUGCCAGAUGCCAUUCUCUUUGCUGUUGAUCGAAACACCUCAAUGGCAUGUUAUGGAAUGUUUAGAUGGCUCAAAGACUGCUGAAAAAGAGUGCCCUGAUGGUCUUCUAUGCAUUUCAACCAUUCCUUCUCAUUACAAACGUUACAGUCAUUUCCUUCUUGCUGCAAGCCGAGCAGGGGAAUAUAUUGCUGAAUUAUCCCCAUAUAAUGUAGGAAAUAAUUUCUUUAGUCUUGAUGCUGCUCCAUCCAUUAGCUGUAGUUCUUUCAACGAUGAGGUGUUACAGGAUCUGAAACAGUCCCAGAGUUUGGGAAAACCUCCAAGACAGUGUUUUCUGUUACCAAAACAGAGUUCAAUAGCUACAAAUUCUAUGGACAUAAGUGACAGAAAUGUUUCCUCUUUGGAAAACAUUAAAGAACCUAAACACAGAAUACAGUCUACAGGUGGAGUAAAGCAGGCUGAGUGUCAUGGUCUUCUUUCUCAAGAAACUGGUAGUGGUGAGGAUCUAGACAGAGGCUCUGAUCAACGAAGUAUGCUCAUCUCAGAAGGUGACCUAAGUGACUGUGAUAUUUCGUACUCUCCACUUAAUACAGAUGAGGAAGAGACUAUAGAGACAGAAGAUGAGGAGGACACAUCAGUAGUACCAAAGAUAAAACAUUUUCGGAAAAGAGUAUUUGAUAUUAAAAGCUUGGAAGAUAGGAGUGAAAGGACUAGAAUUUUUAAUAAGCCAUUUGAUGCUUCGCAACCAGGAGGUCAUGAACAUAACAGUGUUAAAAUAAUACAUGAUUGUACAACAAGUUAUGAAUCCUGUGAAGCAUCAAAUUCACUUCAAAGUCUGGAUGGAGUUUCUAAGCCUGUCUCCCAAAGUAGCGCGCUUAGCAGAGUUUUCAAUUCAACAGGUAUACCCGAUCAGUUGAAACAUCGCCCAGUAGACCAGACUAUCACUGUUAAAUGUAAAAGAACUGUGGAAGAACUUGAGUGGCUAAAAUUGAGCCCUUUUACCUUUAAUGCAGGUGAAUGUGGGUGGAGCAACUCUGAUAACUGUAACUGGGCAUGUACAGAUCCUACUAAGGGCACAUUGUUUUCAGAAUUCAGAGAAGAAGGUACUGAAUCUUUUCUGCCUGGUCUAAGUGAUACUGUGGAGGAACCCAGUAGUAGCUUAGAUACUAAAGGUAAAAGUGUUACUGGUACAUGUAAAAACAAGUUGGCUCAUAACAAUUCAUAUUCAGUCAGAGAAAAAGAGAGAAAGCUUUGUAAUAACAUAGCUAUACCUGUUUUCCCCUGUACAAUCACUAAAAUGUUGCCAGAUGUUUCUGCUGAAAACACUAAGAUCCAAACCACCCAUUCCAAGGAACUAAAGCAAAUGGAUAUUGGUGUUUUCUUUGGGUUACAACCGAAAGCAAAAAUGGAAAGUGACCAAAAGAAAAAUCUCUGCAACAGUACACAGACUUUGAGUCCGCCGGCUGCAGUAGGAAAGAGGCCCAGAGCUCAAAAGAGGAAAGCUGAAAGAUCAGUGGAAGACUCUGAUACUAUCACAAAAAGUUCAAGGAAAAAUGCCAUUCCUGGAGAUCCAACAUCUGGUGGGCAAAGAAGAUGGACAAAGAGGUUUAGAGAGUCAUGCCCUGCUGAAGUGGAAGCAAGAAAAAAAGUGUGUCCCUUCUAUAAGAAGAUACCAGGAAUGGGCUUUGUAGUAGAUGCAUUCCAGUAUGGAGAAAUUGAAGGAUGCAAGGCUUAUUUCCUUACACAUUUCCAUUCUGAUCAUUAUGGUGGCCUAACUAAAAGGUUUGCACUCCCAAUAUACUGCAAUAAGAUUACUGGAAACCUGGUAAAGAGCAAACUUCGAGUGCAAGAACAGUACAUCCAUAUCCUGCCAAUGAAUAAAGAAUGCAUAAUAAACGGCAUCAAAGUGGUGUUGCUCGAUGCUAAUCAUUGUCCUGGUGCUGCAAUGAUCCUUUUUGUUUUUCCAAAUGGGACUAGUAUAUUACACACAGGAGACUUUAGGGCAGAUCCUUCUAUGGAACGCUGUCCUUUUCUGAUUGGUCGAAAAGUUUAUACUCUCUACUUAGAUACAACAUACUGUAGUCCUGAGUACACUUUUCCUUCCCAGCAAGAAGUGAUUCAAUUUGCUGUCAAUACUGCCUUUGAAACAGUGACUUUAAACCCACGAACGUUAGUUGUUUGUGGCACGUAUUCUGUUGGAAAAGAAAAGGUCUUUUUAGCUAUUGCUGAAGUUCUGUGCUCAAGAGUGAGCAUGUCCAAAGAGAAAUACAAAACACUGAAGUGCCUGGAAUCGGCAACAAUCAGUUCCCUCAUCACCCUCGAAUGGAAUAAUACUUUGCUUCACCUUCUACCUAUGAUGCAAAUUAACUUUAAGAGUUUGCAGAACCACUUGAGCAAGUUCUCUGAGAAUUUUGAUCAAAUUUUGGCUUUUAAGCCCACUGGGUGGACUUAUUCAGAUGGGUGUUGCUCUUUGAGUGAAAUUCAACCUCAGACCAAAGGAAAGAUCUCUAUAUAUGGGAUCCCUUACAGUGAGCACAGCAGCUUCCUUGAAAUGAAACGAUUUGUCCAGUGGCUGAAGCCUCAGAAAAUUAUCCCUACUGUAAAUGUCGGAAAUUGGAAAGCAAGAAAUGAAAUGGAGAAGCAUUUCAGAGACUGGAAGAUGGAAGUUGCAGGAUGGAACUAGGAAGAGGAGUAGUUACAGCGGCUGUAUGCCUUACAUUCCAUUUCAGUUUUUCUGUCUUUUAUUUGACUCUGACCUAUGGAGAAGUUAUAGUACAAUACAGUAUUUCCACUUUUCCUGAUCAGAAAGAUAUUGUUUGUUAUUAGAGGAAGUAGUUGUACUUGGUAGAAACUUUGCCCAGAAAAGCACUUUAAAGAAAUGUAAAAUGUUAAGUACCUUUGUAAGAGAUCUAGGCUCCUUAGAUGGCAUAAAUAAGUCCUCUAGAUAGGUAAGAAAGUGUCGUAAAUCCCUGUCGUACUGAAGUAACUGUUUGGGUCCCAGGAGUCAGACUAGUAUGUAAAUAUCUUAGUGGGGGAUUUCAUGCUACAUGUUUUGUGGUCUCCAGCAUCCAGAUGUAAGAUGUUUGCUCCUAAGAUGGGGGCAUAUACUCUGCCAAUCAGCAGCCUUGCCUAAACUGUUUAAACUAUGUGGGGCUUUCCUGAAACUUUCAUGACCAAAAGCUUUCUGAACAACAAUUUCAUAUGAUGAAUAUAGUGGACUAACGUCUAGGUCACAUUUCCCUCCCUCAUCCCUGAGAUAGUCCGAAUGCACUACAUGGGCCUAAGUUGUAGGGCAAGACAGUAGCAUGAGUCUGUAGAAUGAUCAGUCUCUCUCUUUCUCUCUCAGCAGGUAGAAGUCUUAAUACUCCUUAUUUGCAUCAUUAGUGAAUGUUGCACACAAGUGUGGAACAAAACAAUUAAUUUCAAGUAAUAUAUAUUAAUGAGAAUAUUGUAUCAUACAUUUUUAUAAAAGAAAUAUAUUUUAAUAAAUUACCUAAAUACAUCUGUUUUGUUUACAUUUUGCAUGCAGGUCAUUUAAUAAUUAAUAAAAUGCAGGAAAGGUUCUCAAGGUG
Molecule: messenger RNA, 5979 nt
Organism: Rhineura floridana
Lineage: Eukaryota; Metazoa; Chordata; Lepidosauria; Squamata; Rhineuridae
Gene: DCLRE1A
Product: DNA cross-link repair 1A
Exons: 10
Coding region: 2043-5090 (1015 amino acids)
Biological process (GO): interstrand cross-link repair; double-strand break repair via nonhomologous end joining; protection from non-homologous end joining at telomere
Molecular function (GO): damaged DNA binding; 5'-3' DNA exonuclease activity
Source: RefSeq, a predicted model, not a curated record